CGGGGGGUCCCCCCCGCGUCCCCUCCCAGCCGGCGCCAGGCGGAUGGGUAGCGCCGUCGUCCUUCUCCCCACAUCCCACCGCUGUCCCCGGGCGUGAGGACCUCGUAGAAGAGGAGGAAGAGGAGGAAGAAGAGACCCCCAACAACGCCCCCCCGGCCCCCCCUUUUUUUCCAUCCCGGGGGUCCCGUCGGGGCACCGUCCCCACCGCCAUCAUGGACGAGAGCUUCCGAGACCGGACGGCCUUCAUCCGAGGAGCCAAGGACAUCGCCAAGGAGGUGAAGAAACACGCGGCCAAGAAGGUGAGCAAGGGCAUGGACCGCAUGCAGGACGAGUACACCAAGCGCUCCUACUCCCGCUUCGAGGAAGAGGAGGACGAUGAAGACUACCCGCCCCAGGACGGCUACUACCGGGGAGGAGAAGGAGCCAACGAAGAGGAAGGGGCUUCCAGCGACGCCACCGAAGGGCACGACGAGGAGGACGAGAUCUACGAGGGUGAAUAUCAAGGCAUCCCCCGGCACGACUCGAUGAAAAGUGGGGAGAGGUUGGGGGGCGAAGCGACCGUGGGGGCCUUCGACGAUGGUGAGGGCCAGAGGAGGAAGGACAAGGAGGAGCUGGCGCAGCAGUACGAGCUCAUCCUGCAGGAGUGCGGCCACGGCCGCUUCCAGUGGACCCUCUACUUCGUCCUGGGACUGGCCCUCAUGGCCGACGGCGUGGAGGUCUUCGUGGUGGGCUUCGUCCUGCCCAGCGCCGAGAAGGACAUGUGCCUCUCCGACUCCAACAAGGGCAUGCUGGGUGCCAAAACCUUCCCCCCCAACUAUUUUUUGGUGGGGAUGUUGGGGUGGGUGGUGACACCCGUUGUGCCCUUCGUGUGUGUGUCCCCCCCACUUCCCUCCCCUCCCCUCUGCAGCAUCGGAGGCUCCAUCCCCAUCGUCUUCUCCUACUUCUCGGAGUUCCUGGCGCAGGAGAAGCGCGGGGAGCACCUGAGUUGGCUCUGCAUGUUCUGGAUGAUCGGGGGCAUCUACGCCUCCGCCAUGGCUUGGGCCAUCAUCCCCCACUACGGCUGGAGCUUCCAGAUGGGCUCCGCGUACCAGUUCCACAGCUGGAGGGUCUUCGUCUUGGUCUGCGCCUUCCCCUCCGUCUUCGCCAUCGGGGCGCUCACCACCAUGCCCGAGAGCCCCCGCUUCUACCUGGAGAACGGCAAACACGACGAGGCCUGGAUGGUGCUGAAGCAGGUCCACGACACCAACAUGAGGGCCAAGGGCCACCCCGAGAGGGUCUUCUCGGUGACCCACAUCAAGACCAUCAAGAGGGAGGACGAACUCAUCGAGAUCCAGUCGGACACAGGAACGUGGUACCGGCGCUGGCUCGUCCGAUUCCUCAACCUCUCCCAGCAGGUCUGGAGCAACUUCCAGCAGUGCUUCGCCCCCGAGUACCGCCGGGUGACGCUGAUGAUGAUGGCCGUGUGGUUCACCAUGUCCUUCAGUUACUACGGGCUGACGGUCUGGUUCCCGGACAUGAUCAAGCACCUGCAGAACAUCGAAUACGCCUCCCGCACCAAGCUCUUCACCCGUGAGAAGGUCCGACACUUCACCUUCAACUUCACCCUGGAGAACCAGAUCCACCAGGGCGGAGAGUACUUCAACGACAAGUUCAUCGGCCUGAAGAUGAAGUCGGUGACGUUCGAGGACUCGCUCUUCGAGGACUGUUACUUCGAGGACAUCACCUCCAGCAACACCUUCUUCAAGAACUGCACCUUCAUCUCCACCGUCUUCUACAACACAGAUCUCUUUGAGUACAAGUUCAUCAACAGCCGGGUGGUGAACAGCACCUUCCUGCACAACAAGGAGGGCUGCCAGCUGGACUUCAGCGACGACAACAACGCCUACAUGAUCUACUUCGUCAGCUUCUUGGGCACCUUGGCCGUCCUCCCCGGCAACAUCGUCUCCGCCCUCCUCAUGGACAAGAUCGGCCGCCUCCGCAUGUUGG
Molecule: messenger RNA, 1986 nt
Organism: Calidris pugnax (ruff)
Lineage: Eukaryota; Metazoa; Chordata; Aves; Charadriiformes; Scolopacidae
Gene: SV2A
Product: synaptic vesicle glycoprotein 2A
Exons: 9
Biological process (GO): chemical synaptic transmission; transmembrane transport
Cellular component (GO): membrane
Molecular function (GO): transmembrane transporter activity
Source: RefSeq, a predicted model, not a curated record